CAGUCCGGGGCGGCCGAGCUGCUGCAGCUGAUCCCAGGGAGGGACCCGGCCUGGACUGGGAGCGUUACCAAGGCAACCAGGCCGCAGGACCAGCAUCCUCUCUGCUCCCAGGGGAACCAGAACUGGACCAGGUUUCUGUGAAAUGGCGUCUGAUAUUAAUGAUGUUGGGGUUUGGAGGCAAACGAGAAUCCUUCUGUACAAGAAUUAUCUUGUGAAAUGCCGCACGAAGAAGGAUAGUAUUCAGGAAAUCCUUUACCCCAUCAUUUGGUGGUUGAUAUCGCUGCUCUGGGUUAGUUUGCUAAAUCCCAGCAAACACUAUGAGGCAACAACAAGCAGGCUGCUCGGGGAGCUGGAUCUACCCACAUACCCGGAUCUUAUUAUCGGUUACACGCCGGUUAAUAAUGUCACACAACACGUCAUGGAGCUGGCUGCCUCCGAGUGCUUGAGGACAGAUGUAACCAUCAGCCCGUAUCCUAACGAGGAGAAACUUAAAACAGCCAGUGCCUUUUUAGAAAGUCGAUUUGUUGGUGUCGUAUUUAAAGACUCCAUGUCCUACAAACUGAAGUUUUUUCCAGCAACCAUCCCAGUGUCUGCAUUUUAUAUAGAACCAAGAGAGCUGUGCUAUUCCUGGAAGUGUGAAGCAUCUUUGUAUUUCUCUUCAACAUUCACAACUUUGCAGGCAUGCAUAAACUCUGCAAUAAUCAAGCUAAAAACCAAUUAUUCUGCCUGGGACGAGUUGAGGAGGACCCAGGUGGUUGUUAUGGGCGAGCAGUCUGUGGUGGAAGUUGACCUCUUCUACCGUGUCCUGAUGUUCAUCUUCCUCGUUAUGGCCUUUUCACCUUUUGGAUGCUCCCUGGCUGUGCACAUCGUAGCAGAAAAAGAAAAAAAGCUGAAGGAGUUUUUGAAGAUUAUGGGCCUUCAUGACACGGCUUUCUGGCUGCCCUGGGUUCUCCUUUAUACAGCUCUGAACCUGCUAAUAUCUCUGCUGAUGGCAGUUAUUACCACCGUCUUUUUCCCGUUUAAAAGAAGUAAUAGUUUUCUCAUCUUUCUACUGUACGCUCUGUACGGCAUCUCACUGAUUUUAUUUUCCUUGAUGUUGACGCCACUUUUCAAGAAAGCGAAGCAGGCCGGGGCGGUUGGAUUCCUGGCGACGCUGGUUCUCGGUUCUGUGGGCAUUUUCAUUGUGCUGAAAGAGGACUUUCCCAAGUCGUUUGUGUGGUUCUUCAGUCCAUUCUGUCACUGCACGUUCAUGAUUGGAGUGGCCCAGAUUAUGCAUUUGGAAGGCUAUGACAGAGGAGCCCAGAUGUCAUACCUGAAGGAUGGGCCAUACCCGCUUAUCAUCACCUUUAUAUUCCUUGUGGUGGACAGCGUCAUGUACCUUCUCCUAGCCUCGUAUCUCGAUCAGAUCCUCCCAGGGGAAUAUGGACUAAAACGGCCGCCAUUUUUCUUUCUGAAACCAUCCUACUGGUCAAAGAGACAGAGAAACUACGGCGAGUUAAGCGAAAGCCAUUGUAACAGUAAUCUGGCCCUAAGUGAGAUGGUGGAACCCGUACCAUCAGAACUGCAAGGAAAAGAAGCAAUCAGGAUAAAGUGUAUCCACAAGUCUUUCAAGAAGAAUAACAAGCAGGUAGAAGCCCUUCAAGGGCUGACCUUCAGCAUGUACGAAGGUGAAAUAACGGCUGUGCUUGGACACAGUGGCACUGGGAAAUCGACACUAAUGAAUAUUUUAUGUGGGCUUUGUCCUCCAACGGAAGGGUUUGCUACUCUUUAUGGACACAGGAUAACGGACAUCGAUGAGAUACUGGAGGCGAGGAAAGUCACCGGAAUAUGCCAGCAGCACGAUGUCCAUUUUGACGUUCUCACUGUGGAAGAGAAUCUCUCCAUCUUUGCUUCAUUAAGAGGUCUACCUGAGAAGACAAGAGAGCAAGAGAUAAAUAAGAUCCUUAAUGAGUUGGAUAUGCAGGUAUUAAAACACAACCAAGUCCGGACGCUCAGUAUUGGCCAGAAGAGGAAGUUGUCCGUGGCCAUUGCAAUACUUGGGAAUCCUAAGGUGCUGCUUCUGGAUGAGCCCACAGCUGGCAUGGACUCCUGCUCACGGUUUACUGUCUGGAACAUGCUAAAGUCCAGAAGGGAAAAUCAUGUGAUUGUCUUCAGCACUCACUGCAUGGAUGAAGCGGACAUCCUGGCAGAUCGUAAAGCUGUCAUUUCACAGGGGAUGCUGACAUGCAUUGGGACUUCCUUAUUCCUUAAGAGCAAAUGGGGAGUUGGCUAUCGAUUAAGCCUGGACAUCAAUGCAUCCUGUAACGUAGACUCUAUGACGGAGAUGAUCACACGUCACAUAUCGGGGGCAAGUGUAAUGCAGCAGACAGAGACCUCCCUAAUCUAUAACCUGCCAUUCAGAGACACCGAUAAAUUUGCAGGGUUGUUUUCUACUCUAGAGAGUGAUUCCACUGUGGGUGUAAUUACCUAUGGCUUGUCCAUUACUAGCCUGGAAGACGUCUUCUUCAAACUAGAAACGGAAACUGAACUCGAUCAGACAGAUCAUAUUUUCGGCCAGCAGAAGGUGGAAGAGGACGUGAAGUGGAGGUCUAUGGAGGAGAUUGAGCAAGGCUUGUUGACCCUACCGCAUUCAGAGUCUUGUAUGUUGAGCGGCCGGGCGCUGUGGAAGCAGCAGGUUGCUACAGUAGCCAAAUUACACAUCCGCAAUUUGUAUCGAGACAGUAAAUCUUUCCGAUGUGUAUCGUUGUUCCUAUUGGUUUUCCUCGCAGUUCAGAUUUCGAUGUGCAUUGUACACCGCUAUUACCGCAGAUCUUUGGCUCCUACGAAGCUUUCCCCAGAUCUUUACUUUCUACAACCUGGACAAAAGACCCACAGAUACCUUACAAGUCUUUUACUUGAGAACUCCACAGGUACAAAUAUUGAUGACCUCAUUGCCAUUCUCAACAACCAGAUGAUAAAAGUGGAGGUAAUUAACGAGGGUGAAAAUGUAUCUUUAUCUCCGCACAAUGGUGGCCUGAAUGUGCUGCGCUCAGGAGAGUAUUACAGCUAUGGGGUUGUGUUCAAUAAAACCAUGGUCCAUUCCCUUCCGGUCCUCAUCAAUGCAAUCAGUAACUCUCUGCUCCGUCAGCUGCGUGUCAACCAAAGCAUCCAGACCUGGAGCAGUCCGUUCUACCAGGAUUUCUCAGAUAACUCCAUCAGGCUCGACCUCUAUUUUCUGGUUGCUUUCCUAGGGAUAAUGGCAGUGGGAAUGCUACCGUAUUUUGCCAUGGAAAACACCUACAAUCAUAAGGUGAAUGCUUACACCCAGCUGAAGAUGUCCGGUCUCUACCAGUCGGCCUAUUGGGUAGGACAGGCUGCAGUAGAUAUGCCUUUGUAUUUUCUCAUCCUCUUCCUAAUGAUUGGAAGUUUACUAGUUCUUAAUACCGGGAUCUAUCUCUAUGCUGGAACGGUUAUCACCUUGAUUUUCUGCCUUUUGGGCUACGUUCCUGCUGUGAUCGUGUUGACCUAUGUGGUUUCAUUCACCUACAAACAGAUUCAUGACACACGGCAGUGCUGGUCUAUAAUCUUCGCCCUGACAGCGUCCGUUUCCAUCACGAUCACCGAAGCCGCAUUCCUUAUUGGAAACGAUUUGAUAGCCACGAUUCUUCAUGAUAUUUUCUCUCUUUUUAUCCCAAUUUACCCACUGAUAGGUUGUUUGACAUUCUUUAUAAAGAUGUCUUGGAAAGUGUCACAUAGUGAUGAGAACGGGUAUACAAAGCUGGGCCGGCUCCUGGUGUCCGUUAUAGCGCCGUACAUGCAGUGCGUGGUCUUACUAUUGAUCCUACGUUAUCUCGAGAUAAAGAAUGGUGGGAAGUCCAUAAGAAAAGACCCAAUUUUCAGAAACAAAGCUAAAAAAAAGAAGUUGUGGAAAUUUGCUGAAGUUCCUGACAAUGAAGACGAGGAUAUUCGAGCGGAGAGAGCCAGAGUUGGGGAAUACAUGACGGCGGGCUGUGGAGAGAAACCAGUGAUCCUGGUCAGCGGUGUACAUAAAGAAUAUGAGGAAUCGAGAAAGACCAUCCUAGGGAAGACAAUGAGGAAGUUGGUGGCAAAUAACAUAUCUUUUUGUGUAAAGAAAGGAGAGAUAUUGGGGUUAGUGGGACCUAAUGGAUGUGGAAAAAGCAAUCUACUUAACAUGCUGGUAGGACAGACUGAGCCGAAUGCUGGGCAGAUACUAAUUGGGGAUCCAGCUGCAGAACAAGGGUCCAGGCCAGCGAGGUUCAUAGGAUACUCCCCACAAAUGACUCAUCUCUGGCCUGAGAUAAAGCUGAAAGAACACCUCGAGACUUACGGAGCCAUCAAGGGCAUGAGCACAAAUAUCCUGAGUGACGUCAUAAAGAGAAUAAUCGACGCUCUGGAUCUGAAUGAACAUGCCCAGAAACCAGUGAAGAAGCUCUCUGCAGGAGCCCAGAGGAAGCUAUGUUUCGCGCUGAGCAUGCUGGGUAAUCCAGACGUUGUGCUGCUGGAUGAACCGUCCAAUGGAAUGGAUUGGAAAGCCAAGCAGCGCAUGUGGAGAAUGAUCCGUGCUACGUUUAAAGGCAAGGAGCAGGCCGCUAUCCUAACCACCCAUUACAUGGAGGAAGCAGAGGCCGUCUGUGACCGCGUGGCCAUCAUGGUGGCCGGGCAGCUCAGAUACAUUGGUUCAGUUCAGCACCUAAAGAGCAAGUUUGGGCGCCAUUUUUCCUUGGACAUGAAGCUUGACGCAGACAUUGGCAUUCAAAAAGAAGAACUUGUUCACAAAGAGAUUCUCAAGAUCUUCCCGAACACAAGUCGUCAGGAGAGCUUCUCCUCAAUUUUGUCAUAUAAAGUUCCCAAAGAAGACAUCCAGUCCCUCUCUCAGUCAUUCUCCAGAUUGGAGCAAGUAAAACAAACAUUUAAUGUUGAAGAGUACAGCUUCUCUCAGUCAUCACUCGAACAGGUAUUCAUUGAACUGGCCAAGGAGCAGGAAGAAGAAGACAACGUGGCUACCAUGAACAGCACCCUGUGUUGGGAACGGAGACAGGAGGACAGAGUUGUCUUCUAAGCAUCUAAUUGAAUCCUACAAACCAACAAUCAUGGUGGAAUGUCUGAGGAACUUUGCACAAAAGGCACUGGUGACCCUCUUGGCAGAGAAGGACUUAAUGGCAUUUGUGUCACAGCAAAGGGUUAAACGUCCAUUCUCUCUUCCAGGAGAAUGUAUGUUUAUUAAUAAUUGUAACGCUUUAUGUACAAACCGCAGUCUCACAGGCUGGUUUUAUCCUAUUAAAACACAUGAUGCAAACCAAACUCUGAGGGUACCAGGUGAUUUGGGAGCCUCAGAGGAAGCAAGCGAUAUCUUGUGUGUCACACAUUGCAAAGUGACCACAAAGUCUUAAUCCUAGAACAAUUUAAGAAAUAUCCCCAGAAAUGCGAAGGCGGUGAUCUUCUUUGAGCUAAUAAUAACUAAAUGCCUCUAUAGAGGAGCCGGGACAUAAAGGUUUACGGCAGUCUUUUAAAAUGGCUCCAGUAGGUUAAACUCUACUGACAGAUACCAAGUUCUAGCCUAUAUUGCUGCUCUAUAACAAUAGAUAAUAUAUACAGAAUAAUAUAUUCAAAGACAUGGUUGAAGGGAAUAUGAUGAAUACUGCUAUAUAUUUUUUUUAUUAUUAUUUGAUCUUGAAAACUGUUUUCCUUUGAGACUUGACGAGUUAUUUGAAGUCUGUUGUGGUUUUUAAAACAGAGCUAUAAAUGUAAAUUAUCCACUUGUC
Pelobates fuscus (common spadefoot toad) is the source of this 5762-nucleotide messenger RNA. RefSeq names its product ATP binding cassette subfamily A member 5 (gene ABCA5). The transcript is spliced from 39 exons. Gene Ontology annotation, cellular component: late endosome; membrane. NCBI's taxonomy places the organism in Eukaryota, Metazoa, Chordata, Amphibia, Anura, Pelobatidae. Gene Ontology annotation, molecular function: lipid carrier activity; ATP hydrolysis activity; ABC-type transporter activity. Gene Ontology annotation, biological process: transmembrane transport; lipid transport. The record is from RefSeq and is a predicted model, not a curated record. The coding region runs from base 143 to 5059 and encodes 1638 amino acids.